CGUCAAAGGCAAUUUUCUAACCUAUAUCUUUUGAACUUUUACCCCGUAUUUUGAUUUUUCACAUAGCAAACAAAUGCAAACGAGAGAGUUUCUAUAAUAUUGCCAUUCCAGUGAAUUAAAAAAACCUUCUAAGAUGGAAGAUUUUGUUUGUCCACGAUGUAGAACAUCAAAAUUUCAAAAUCCAUCACUGAAAAUGAUGGUAAAUGUUUGUGGACAUGGACUUUGUGAAAACUGCGUAGAUUUACUUUUCUUGAAGGGUUCAGGGAAUUGUCCAGAAUGUCGAAUCCCUCUACGAAGAAAUAAUUUCAGAAUUCAGUUAUUUGAAGAUGCAACUGUUGAAAAAGAGGUUGAUAUUCGAAAAAGAAUAUUGAGAGAUUUCAACCGAAAGGAGGAAGAUUUUAAGAGUCUAAGGGAAUACAAUGAUUACUUAGAGGAAGUUGAAACCAUUAUUUAUAAUUUAUGUAAUAAUAUAGACGUAAUAGAAACAAAUAAGAAAAUUGAGCAGUAUAAAAAAGAUAACAAAGAUGUGAUCCAAAAGAAUAAAGGCAAAUUAGGUAGAGAUGAAUAUGAGUUAGAAGAGCUUUUGGAACUUGAAAAACAGCAAGAUGAAUUUAGACGUAAAGAAAUAAAAAAUGAAGAAAUUCUUGCAAAGAAAAAGAAGAUUAAAGAUAAGGAGGCAUUAUUGGACGAGUUGAUGUUUUCAAAUACCAAUGCGAAAAAUAUUUUGGAAUCGUUUGCUGAAAAAGCUAAGGAAGAAGAAGUUAAACCACCGCCCCAAAAAAUGACUCAAUUUUCAACUGGAAUUCAAUUUGGUAGACAAAAUCAAUCAAUGUUUCUACCUAUACCAAAUGAUGAAAGCCCAUUGUAUAGCCACAAAACUAUCAGUUAUGAAACUAAAGGUCCAUCUCCACCUAAUGAUCAUGAUAUUAUUUCCAAAGGAUUCCUUAGUAAUGUGAGAUGUGAAGUUGAACAAGAGAGAGCUGGAGGAUUCCAAUCUACAAUCUCAUGUAUGAGAGCAAUCCAAGAUGCUUUGUGUGGAUUGUAUCAUACUAAGAAGCCUCUUGUUCAUACUCAUUGAGUUAUCUAUAUAGGAGAUUUAGUUUAAUUUUUACCUAUAAAUUGUUAUUAUGUUGAAAAAACAAAUAUGGAAUGUGACUUAUUUUACAUAAAUCUGUUCUAAUAUUGGAAAACCAUACAGUUUACUUAUUAGAUAUAGAUUUUUCAAAUAAAUAAAAAUUUCCAAGCUAUUUUCAGAAUAGCACCAAACUAUGUUGAACUUUUGAGUAUUCAACACAAAAUUAAUACUCAAUGGUUAAAGUGACCUCAAGUAGUAAUUUUGGAAUAUAUAUUUUUUCAUUGAUUUCCACUUGUUUCAAAUGAAAUGUUAAACUCUUUCCCCACCAUUGAAUAAUCUGAAACUGUUAUUAAAAUAUACUGAAGA
Molecule: messenger RNA, 1441 nt
Organism: Coccinella septempunctata (seven-spotted ladybird)
Lineage: Eukaryota; Metazoa; Arthropoda; Insecta; Coleoptera; Coccinellidae
Gene: Mat1
Product: CDK-activating kinase assembly factor MAT1
Exons: 2
Coding region: 134-1078 (314 amino acids)
Biological process (GO): positive regulation of cyclin-dependent protein serine/threonine kinase activity; regulation of transcription by RNA polymerase II; nucleotide-excision repair
Cellular component (GO): transcription factor TFIIH holo complex
Molecular function (GO): cyclin-dependent protein serine/threonine kinase activator activity
Source: RefSeq, a predicted model, not a curated record